Adineta steineri is the source of this 1209-nucleotide messenger RNA. Lineage: Eukaryota; Metazoa; Rotifera; Eurotatoria; Adinetida; Adinetidae. The record is from the annotation of a GenBank genome assembly.
AUGUUAUCACAGCAAAGACAACGUAAAAUCAUUAUCAUCGGUGGCACUGGAAAACAAGGAUCAGCUGUAAUUACUGCUCUUCUGCCAUCGAAAUCUACAUCAUCACUUCAUUUGCUCACACUCACGCGUAAUCUACAGUCAAAAAAAGCUCUAGAAUUGAAAGAACGUGAAGUUGAAUUAGUGCAAACAGAUCUAGAUGAAGCGACUGUUGAUCAGUUAGCAAAUGUGUUCCAAGGUGCCGAUGGUCUGUUUAUUGCACAAGCCAUCUCUGAUAAAGAAGUGGAACAGGGAUAUAAGAUCAUCAAUGCAGCUGAAAAGGCAGGUGUUAAACAAGUUGUGUACUCAAGUGUUGGUCGAGCACACGAUGCACCUAAUGUUCCACACUUCCACAGCAAGUUUCUCAUCGAAGAAUAUCUAAAAAAAUCCUCCAUUAAAUACUACACAAUUCUACGACCUUUUUCAUUCAUGCAAAAUCUUUUUUACGCUACUCGUUCUGAUAAAGAGAAAAUUAACUUCUGGACUGAUCCUCAGACAAUUGUGAACCAUAUCGCAUGUGAAGAUAUUGGAAAGGUUGCGGCACAAGCAUUUCUGAAUCCAGAAAAAUACAAUCAUCAAUCGAUUGAAUUGGCUGGUGACACAAUGAACGGCAAUCAACUGUGUGAAACGUUCACCAAUGCAUGGCCAGAUGCACCAUGUCGAAUACCACCACCAGCAACUGGUUAUACGAUUGAACAGUACACUGGUCGCUGGUUUGAAAUCGGUAAAAUCCAAACAGCUGGCGGUGCUUUCUUUGAAAGAGACUGUGUAUGCACUCAUCUUGAUGUUAAUAAAAGUGCUGAAGAUCCAUCAGUUGUCAUUGUUUCCAAUAUUUGCAACAAGAAAACGGUCGACGGUAAACUAAUCACUGCAAAUGGAACAUUGACCAGCACGAAAAAUCCAGCAGAUGGUCGUUAUAAUGAAACAAUUCAUCCUGUGACUGUACCUGUUGCCUACAAUAUAAUUGUAUUACGAACCAGUGAAUAUAGUGUUGAGUAUGAUUGUGUAGAGCAGUUUGGCUUUACCAAUUAUUGCGUCCACAUUCUAUCUCGUCGAUCAACACUAAAUGCAACAAUCGUACACGAUUUACUUCAACUUACCGAUCGAUACGAUUUAAACCCAGAAAAACUUGAUUUUGUAUGGACAAAACACAUGAACUGCACCUAUAUCUAA